UAGAUCCAAGCUAUCUCUUGUUUGUUUGAGGCCAUAGGGCUGAUACUAGCUAGGCUAGAGGGGAUAGCAGAAUCAACAUAUUUCAUCAAAUUCAAGGAUAUGUCACUUUUUGUGAGGAUAUAUUCAAUGUGAAUGUAGAUUCUAUUUAUAUAUUAUAAAAUAAUCAGAACUUUUCUAAAUCUUCAUUGGAAUGAAUCAUCUUCUUAAUAAACCUAGGUCUAGAUCGACUAGAUCUAGUUGUUAUUUAUAUUCUGUGUCUACAGCAUUGGCACUGUUAGUCCUGGCACCUUGUAUACUUGGUGUAAAGGUUACAAGGAUUCAAUUAAAAAAUGGAUCAACUGUUUCUACUAGAAUAGGUCGUAUUGAGAUUCAGGUAGAUAAUAUUGACACCUGGGGAUCUAUUUGUGAUGAUGGCUGGGAUGAUAAGGAUGCUGUUGUUGCAUGCAGAAUGCUUGGAUAUACAAAUGGUGGCAAAGCUGUGUUGUCUGAUCUCUAUGGCACUGGGAACUUUGUUUUUCUUAUGGAUGGUGCAGCAUGCACUGGAGAUGAAAAAAAUCUAACAGAGUGUAUUGCUAGUCAGACUAUAGAUUGUUCACAGGCAACAAAAGAUGUAGAGGUUGGUGUAGAAUGCAAUGAGAACUCUGGCAGUGGAGGAGUAACACCAGCACCAGCUACAACAACAACUCCCGGAUCAAAUAUAAUUAGUGGAAAAUGCCAAACUGUUCCAACUGUCAAACUGUAUGGUAAGCAAGGAAUUGAUGGAAUGGGUUAUGUGCAAGUGCAAGCUCCCAAUGGCUCAUGGGGCUAUGUGUGUGAUGACAAUUGGAAUGAAGUCGCUGCAAAAAUUGUAUGUGCUCAGCUGUGCUAUCCGACCAACUACACAGCCAAGCCUGGCAUACCAGCAGAGAAUAAGCUGAAACCAGUCAAUGCUUCUAUCUAUUUGGAUAAUGUACAAUGCACAGGUACAGAGGCAACACUACAAGACUGCCAACAUGCCACAUGGUACCAGUCAGACUGCAAAAAAGAUGAAGAUGAAUUGGCAGGUGUUCAGUGUGUGGCAGCAACAUAUCAACCUCCAGCUCCUCCAGUCCCAGUGUUGAAGUGUGGUCAGGGCCUAAUGGUGGCACAGUUCUCAAGAACCCAAGAUCCAAAUCUUGAAGAGAAACAUCUUUCUGUGCUAAGCCAAGCUAACUGUACUGAUGUGACCAAGUCCACCACCACAGAUUAUGUUUCUAUCACAAUUCCUGUUGAUAAGUGUGGUACAAUUAUAUCAAGAAAUGGAACACACAUUCUUUACUUCAAUGAGCUUAAAUAUGACUUCACUUCUCAAGAAGGUGCAAUCACAAGAGUUAAUGUUUACAGGAUUGACAUAACAUGUGCUCUACCUGUGAAUGAAGGUGUGACACAAAGGGUGCAGUCCGUCACUGAAUUAGUUACACAAAAGGCUGUUGGAGCUUUCACCGCCACAAUGGAGAUUUACAGAAAUGAUUCAUUUAGUAUAGCAGUUAGUGACAACCCAGUGGUUGUCCCCCUUGGAGAAUGGCUUAAUAUGGCUAUUGUCAUGGAACAGUAUGACCCAAGGCUAUUGUUAACAGUUACAGAUUGCCUUGCAACACCCACUGGCAAUAAAACCGGAACGGUCAAACAAGUGUUAAUUGCUAACAAGUGCAGCCAAGAAAGUACAUUGUCCUUUUAUCCAAUUAGUAACUUCAAGUUUGGUUUCCGCUUCAAGCCAUUUAAGUUUGUAGGCUAUGAUCUUUUGUAUUUACAUUGUGAUGCCAUUGUAUGUAUUGCUUCUGAAAACAUCAAAGAAUGUGACAGAACUUGUAACAACACCAAACCAAACAGCACAGCUGCUGCUGGCAGAAGAAAAAGAGAAGCUGGUGUGUAUUAUGUCUAUACUGACUCAAAACCAAUAAUUCUAUAUAGCACUGGACCAAGUGUGAUAGAUGUUGUAACUAGCCAACCAAACAAAGUAAUUAUAGCCAGCACAGAGAAAGAAGCAGUCCUAACAACCUUUGCUCCUAUGUCACAACAAAUUCAAAAUUCUAUAUCAAAUAAAGAGGAGAAGUCAAACUUACUGCUUGACAACAAUUUGGGAAACAAACAUAAAUUUUCACUGGUACAAUUAUAUUGUUUGUUAUUAAUAUGCGCUGCAAUGGUCUACAUUUUUUAAAGUCAUUCAGAACUAUUAUUUUCCUUGUAAUUUCACUAAGUAAAAAAGCUUUUUUAAAAUAAUAUUUAUUUAAAUUUACUUAUUGAAGUUACUUUUAAAUGCCACAUAUUUUCUUAAGUAAUCAAUUGUUAUUGUCUUGUGCUGGUGCCUUUUAUACAAUCUAAGAAUUUUUUAUAUAUGAAACCACAUACAAUUUUAAAUGUUUUUAUUGAAUCAAUUAAAAUAUCAAAAUAAAUUCUAGCAUAUUAAUAUAAUAAUAAUUACAUUUUUUAAAUUGUCUGCUAGAUUUAUAGAUAAUACAUAUAAUAUAUAUAUAUUUUGUUUCAUCUACAAUUUCUUUUAUGCUCAGUAAAUUUGCUUUUAUUUCAUUCCUAUUUAUUUUUCUUUUAAAAAUAAAUGUGGGCAUAAUUGUUACAUUGUGUUCUAAUGUGAAGAUCUCUCUACUUUUUUUUAAAGUAAAAGAAUGUAACGAUUUAGAAAUAAAAUAUGACAAAAAAAAUUUUUAAGUAUAUCCAUAAGGUAUGACCAAAAUUUAGCCAUAAGAACUGGGCUAUAAAAUACAAUUCAGCCUAACUACUGCAUAAAAAAGACAGUGAGAUUUCUCAAAAGCAAUUUACUAAUUUAUUUAUAAUAUAUGUAUGUACUUUAUUUGUAAAAUAAUUUAAAUCUUGAAAGUGUUGAUUAGUUAUUAAUUAGCAUAAUUAGGUAUCUGCUCAAUUUUUAUUUUACAUUUUUAAAGUGCUAAUUAGUUUGUUUAGUAGUAUAUAACAUCAGUUCCACAUCAUAUCUGAUCUCACAUUUUUUAAAUAUUUAUUAGCUUCUGUUGUAUAUAUUUAUACAGCCAUGGUCCUGCUACAAUAUAUAUUUUUUUUAUCCCAUGUACCGGUAUAAAACUAUACAAUGUGAUACAAUAAUUUUCUUAUAUUUUAUCAGGAGUUAUACUAAUUAGUUAAACUCUACAAUGCCAUUAACAAGUUGGUUAUUAUGAACUGUGUGUUAAAUGACAUGUACUUCUUGGAUGCCAUAGAGUAAAGUGUUUUUAUUAUUGUCAGUCUUUAAUAUGUUUUUUUUCCCUCUGUACUUAGACAUUGUGUCUAGUUGCAUAAGUUUAACAUUGCUGAUAAAAUAGGAUGAAUCAAAAGGGUUUUAAAAAUUUUGUUUGUACAAAAUUUUGAACUGGCUGAUGAAAUACAAAAUGUUUUUUUUAAUUUCAUUAAAAAGUUUAUAUUUUAGUUUCAGUUAUACUGUUAAUGUAGUAAAUAAUGAAUGUAUUUUUUUCUUCUCCAGAUUGUUUUGUUUCAGUUAUUAAUGAAGUUAAGCACUUUAAAAAAAAUGUUUUUUAAGGUUUCAAAUAUAUACUGUAUUUUUGCACAUGUAACCCAUACAUGCAUAUAACCCGCACAGCCCUAAACCCUAACCCUACCCCACACAAAUUACAAAAUAAGUAAAAACAAGUGCAACUUGCUGUAAACGUGUCACAAUUAAUUACCAGUAAAUUAAAGAUUCUUUGCCACAUUAAUACUUUUUUGUUUUCUUGAGGUUUAUACUGAGAUUUUCAUAAAGCUUUCCAAUGUACAUUUCACAACCACAGUUACCACACAGCGAACUAUAAGAAGUAUGAAAGACCCACCGGUAUGUCUAUAAUUUCCAUUAUGCUAUGUUUAAGAGUAAAAUAAAUGUUGUAAACUCCAUACUGUUGCAUACACCAUACAGCUGCCAUUCUUUGUCAAAUUUGUAUAGCCCAAGGGUUAUAUGAACAAAAAUAUGGUAUGCACUAUUAAUCACAGGGAGUAUGAAAACUCUUGAUGUCAUUAUUGAAUUUAAUAAAAUUUUACUGCUAAGUUUUUUUUUUCCAUGCUUAUUUUUUGGUUGAUUUCUGUGCAAUAGUUUUAUGUAGAUAUUAAGAAUCUAUUUUGAGCUUAAAACACUGCUUUUUAAGAGCAAGAAAGUAGUAUUUCUAUAUUCAGGCAACAAGUAUAAUUUAUAUCAGUUACUUAAAUAUAAAAGAAACUAGCUGUUGACAUGUACACUAGUACUCUGAAGCUUCUCUUUGUUAGAUGGUAUAGAUUUACUAGUUAUUCCAGUUGUGCUUCAAUACAAAUAAAUUUUACUGAUAGUUUGGUCACACACUAAAAACAAGGCUUUCUGUUCGUCUUUGAUGAUAUUUUGGUUACAACAGACAAGAAGGAUUUUGUUAACUUUUGUAUCUAUAAUAAUUCUGGAGCUAUGAUUUUUUUUUGGUAAUCACAAAAAUUUUGAAAUAUAAUAAAGAUAAAUAUUAUAUUAUGUGAAGAUUAAUUAAAAAUUUUCUAUUUUCAGUUGGCCUAAAAUAUUUAUAUUUACCUAAUAUUCAUAUUUAAUUCCUUUUAGAAUUUUUAUAGUCCACAUGUAUUACUUGUCAUGCUACAACACAUGAAUUAUUAAGGGAUAAAAUAUUCUGUAAUGAAUUUCACUUGUUUUCUCAAGUUCAAUAAGUUACAAAACAUGAUACACAACUGACAUGUGAGGCAAACAAAAAGUAAUGAAGAAAUCUAAAUGACAAACAAACUUGAGAGAUAGUGAGUUUUGUAGUGUUUUUUUUUUUUACAAGAUUUUUUUUUUGUAAAUAGCACUCUGUGAUUUGAUAUGUAAUUUAUAAAUGUAAAUAUUUUGUUUUUAAAUUAUCAAUUAGAAAUAUAUAAUGUGUUUUUUUUUCUUUUUGGUUAAUAUUAUGCUUUUAUAUAGAUAAGCCCAAAAAAUGUAUUCAAAUCUACUAUCUUUUAAUAAAUCUUUAUAUUUAAUAUUUACAACUUUCCAUGAAUUUUUUGUACUUUACUUUAUUUUAUUAAAUAAAUUAUUGUUAUAGUUGAGUUGUUUUUUUUAAUUACUUUUAAUAUAUACAUCUGUUUUGCUGUAAAAUAAAACUUGUUACUAUAGAUGGGC
This is a messenger RNA of Biomphalaria glabrata, 5098 nucleotides long. Its product is annotated as deleted in malignant brain tumors 1 protein-like. Bases 191 to 2176 code for a protein of 661 amino acids. Lineage: Eukaryota; Metazoa; Mollusca; Gastropoda; Planorbidae. The transcript is spliced from 11 exons. Gene Ontology annotation, cellular component: membrane. The record is from RefSeq and is a predicted model, not a curated record.